ACCGAUAUUCUGUUUCUUAACACCGUAAAAAUUAUUUACUUGACGGAAUCACUCACGUGAUCUAGUGGAACGUAGGGAACAAGAUGGGGUUGCAGGUAUUGUUGUCUGAAAACAAAAAUUAUAACACAAUUAAGAGUUAUUUGAUUUAUAAGAUGUUACGAUCUUACCCCAACGCGCCUUACUCAUGUGACGUCAUCUGGAAUUAUGAUGCGUGCAAAAGAAAGAGAUGAAGCGAUAUCCCCACAUCGCGCUCACUUCUGCACAUUACAAUAUUUUAAAUAUGAAUUACCCGCUCAUUUAACUUCUUUUUCGUAUUAUUAACCAUUACAUAUAGAAUAAUGUACAAAAUCAAGCAUAGGCCUGUCCCCUAAUUGUAAUUAAGUAUAUGUACCCUGUACAGAUAUGGGACUAUAUAGUGUUUUUAUGUGAAAUUUUGUUAGUCUAUGUAUAACGCGUCUAUUUAUAAAAUGUCAUGGCACGUAUUCAUGUAAAUCUUUGUAGCGACCAAUCACAGCGUCGAUACGGAAUGGUGGGGCGCGGCCGCGAGGUCUUUAAGUAAUUCUGUAUGGCGGCGCGAACACUAUUCGUAUACUUAUCGACGCGAAAUAUUGUUUUAUUAACCCAUUGACACAUUUUAUUAAAACCAAAUAAUGGCGGGAGAGCAAUCAAGUUUCGAUAUUGUGAUUGAAAUGCCUGAAAAAGUGAGUAAAACCAGAAAAUUGCACCCGGCGACCGGGUUCGCGCCUGAAUUCAUGGACUCAAAACAGAGUGCACGACAAAACGCAGGAAGACAGCUUAAUAGUGACGGGAAACAUCUGUCGAACUUGCCCAGAGUCCACGGGCACAACUCAAAGGUACCACGGCCAGUGAAAGCAAACAAUGAAAAGCAACAACCAUUAUCCGAUGAGCCUGAGCCCGACAAGUUUGCCGGGGACGUAGAGGAGCCCGACAGCGCCGCGGACUCCGGCGCCGACGUCGGACUCCUGGACGAUAAUGACGGCCCGCAUGAUGGUGAUAGCGGCAUCGACAAUGGUUCUGGUGACGACGGCCGCAUCUCAACAGUGCCCGAGGUGCAGCCAAAAUUGACAACAUACCACCGCAACGAGGUCUACGCUCAGCGCAUGGCCGACUUCGCGCUGUUCUCCGCCAACGUGAAUCAGCUACGCAACCUUCUAGGUUCUUCGAACACCACUCAGUAUUACUACUUCAACUUGACCCUAAUCGCCGCUAGCAUUAUACUGCAAGUCACUGUAGGCGUCGGCAUCAUGGUGAACAACUUCUACAACGUAAAUAAAAAGGACACGUACAAAGCGGGCAUUAUCAACAACAUGACCGUGGCGGGCGUGUUCCUGAUCACCAUCUUGAAUGUGUUCAUCGCGUCGUUCGGCGUGGCCUCUUCGCUCUAGUGGCACUACCCCGACUCGCCACGACGUCUAGCGACUAUAAAGUCUAACUUUAAGACUGAAUUUUCUACCCAAAGACAUUAAACAGUAUAGUUUUUUUUUUGAGAUCUGCCUGAUCUUAUAGGCCUCAAUGUGUAUUUAGCAGCCAUGAGGUAUACACUCUGGACUGUGUGCCUAGGGUCGCGGCAAACGUGCCCCCGUGCAUGCACAAGAAUUGCCUCGGGGGGAAUUAAACAGUAUAGUUAUAGACCGGGCAUAGGGGCCAAAUUUGUGCUCCAAAAGUUAUUACCAAUUGGUAAUGAGUCGCUGUGAUAUUUGAAACGUCCUGUGGCAAGACGUCACAACGUUUGUCUUAGAUUAUUCUAGAAAUUUACCUACAUUAUAAAAAGUGCCAUCUGUUGCCGAAAAGCUUUCAUAUUUCUGAGUACCAAUUUGUUAUGAAAUUAAUCAAUUUAGGAUAUCGUUUUUUUUUUCUUAUACUACAAUAAGGACCUACAAGACUCUUCUGUUUGUAUGAUUUAAAUACCUUCAUAAUUUGUAUACGUAUGUGUUAAGGAAUGCAAUCUCGUUGAACUUUUACGUAUAUACCUACAGGUUUGUACGGAACCCUCGGUGCGCGAGUCCGAUUCGCAAUUGUUUUACGAGAUCUCGCGAGAUUGCGAGAUUAAGCGGAGCAACAUAUUAUAGGCUGUCAGAUGAAACCCUUGAUAUGCUGUGUUUUUUGUGAAGCCAUUUUUAAAAAAACUUUUUCGAUUUAAAACACAGCAUGGCAAAAGUUUCAUCUGACUAAGGAAUUUAAACCUUCUCUUUAUUUGAUUAGUUACCAAAACAAUUCUUAUUUAAAUACUUUUAAUAACUUCAUUUACUUAAAUAUUUUAUAUUUUUUAAGAACUUGAGAAGUUCAAUUUUAAUUUUAUUAUUUCCUAUUACUUAUAUAUUAACCAUUAUUACUAAUUCAUAAAACUAAUUAUCUUUGCGGAAGACUGAGCUAACGUGAUUAUAAUUUAACAAGACUGAAAUGAUUGACUGAUUUUAAGAAAGAAAAUAAUAAUGCGUUAGUAAAUUAUAUAGUUAUACUGUUUUUAUUCCGAAAUACUCCUAUAGUAUGCCACAUUACAUAAGCGGCGAUAGCCUAGUUGGGUGUGGAACGGACUGCCAAGACGAAUGCGCUCAGGUUCAAAUCCCAAGGGCACACACCUCUGACUUUUCUAAAAAAUCAUGUGUGUAUUCUUUGUGAAUUUAUCGUUCGCUUUAACGGUGAAGGAAAACAUCGUGAGGACACCUGCACAUCUGAGAAGUUCUCUAUAGGAAUUUCGAAGGUGUGUGAAGUCUACCAAUCCGCAUUAGGCCAGCGUGGUGGACUAAGCCCUAAUCCCUCUCAGUAGUAGAGGAGGCCCGUGCUCAGCAGUGGGCAAGUACCUAUAUAAUACAGGGCUGAUAUUAUUAUAUGCCAGAGUACAUGUUUUAUUUUAGUCUUAUAUGUUAAUAAUCAGCAAAUGGACUUAAUAGCUUUUGCAUACGUUUUCCGUAAAAUACUUAUACUCAAUCUCGCGAGAUCUCGAAAAGCACGAGAUGUCGCGAGAUCUGGGUUAGGUCUAAAAUCUCACGAGAUUGCAUUCCCUAGUAUGUGUAGUAUCAUUAUAGAUUUCUGUUAAUAAGUAUAUUCGUUCAUGAACAAUCAGUUUGCUUGGCCGAUCCAUUCACUCUAUAGACAAUUAUCUGGAGCGUGUCAGUACCACUUACGCUCUAUAAAAACAAGAACAAAACCUACUGUCGUUGUUUAUUAACUUUAUGUUAAUUUAAUAUUUACAAAACGAAUUUCUGAAUUUCCAUCUUACUUUAUUUUGGUUUGCAAGAGAAACGCCAACUCGGAGAUUUUGUCGAUAACAUAAAAAUAUUGAAAAAAAGUUAUAAAUUUAAUUUAAAAAAACUUUCAACAGGCAUUGAAUAGACAUAAAAUAUGAGUUAUUCGUUUUAAUAGCUAUUGAAUGUUACACCCGACAUAUACUUUGUUCAAUUUAUUUGUAGCUUUUGAGUUUGAUAAAUUAGAUUCAUGUUUCAUAUAUAUUUCUUUAUCAAAACGUGAGUGACGUUAAUUAUAUCACUAAGUCUACUUGUGAAAAUCUUAGAAAUACCUAGUCACAUAAAUACUUAAUACAUAUAUGUACGGGUCAUUGUUCAAUAUGAUUGAAAGCAAAUUAUCGAUGUCUUAAAAAAUACAAACCAAUGCUAUCUACUGUGGAAUAGACAAAGCAUUUUAUAAUUUAUUUUACAUUGGUGUCAAAACACCAUGGUUACUCAAUCUGGCGUGAAAUAGCAAACUAUUUCGAGGUAGAUUGAGUAACCAUCGCAUGUGCGCAAAAUUUUUGUAUGAAAAUAUUCUCAAUGUACGCUCUAUAUAAACUUCUUAGACAUUGUGUCUACCACACUGCUAUUUCAUGUAUUGUAUCUCAAUUGUAGUAAUUAGUUUACAAAUGUUAUGUACUUACGCGGUAAGUUUAGGGUGAAUUAUAUUAAUCUACUCAUACAUUAUAUUAGAAUUUAGAUGUGAUAUGAACCUCCUCCGACAUUAUUACAAAUAUAUUUAAGGUUAGGAUUAUGCUCUUAUAAAGAUAUUCAAUAGUGAUUUUAAUUAUGCCUUUACUUAAGUCUAGAAACGGUUAAUACUAUUAGGUUUAUAAUGUAAACGAUAUAUACAUCAAUUACUUACAUACAUAAUCAAGUAUUUAUUUAUUUUAAGAUUAGCUUAGACAUGUAAAUUAGAUAAAUUCCUUACGACGGAGAUACAGGAUUUCAUUAAUAUAUUUUGUUCUUUUUGUGUAUGUAGGUAAUGUCGACUAGUCGUGUACUAAGUCAACGUAUGUUAAAUAGUCCAAAGAUAGACCUAGGUAAUUUAUAAUAAAAUUUAUUGUUAAUUAUUUAUAUAUUUAAAAUAAAAUUGUAUUUUAUAUCUUUUAAAACUACGAACAUGGUGCUCUAUUUUUGCUAGUGGUAGGAUGUAUUGUAUAUCCGCCCGGAUAGCGUCCACCGUACGCAAGGUGUUAACCCGCCAUAGUGGCCCACGUAAGUGUCGCACUCCGGUGUCAGCCUGUGUAUAUCCGGAUCCAACAGGCCGGCAUAAUGGUGUCGACUGUCGAGGGGUAAUCAUCUCUCGUCAGUCAACAUUCUAUUGGACCCCACUCUCCUUACCAUUAGGUGGGGUCACUUUGCCGUAUACAAAAAGAACGUGGUUCGAAAUCAUGAUCGUUAAAUUUAAAAAUACUUAGUAGUUAGAAUUAUGUCAUUUCACAAAGUAAUUUUAUAUAAAAGACAUACAAUUUCCAGAAUGAUCAGUGCAGAGGUAUGUCGGGAGGGAUAUAACAGGCUGACUAAGAUCUAUGAAACUGUGCAAAGCUAGUUGAAAUAAGAUAUAUUUUGAAUCUUCUAUUGUAUUUUACAUUCGAUGAAUUUUUUGACCUGAUAUACUAACGAACAUAAAAAAAACGAACAAAAAUUUCAAAAGUUGUUGUAUUACGUUCUGUAACCUUUUCCUCGCGUCUUACAAUUUGUUUUUCCAAAAAUAUUUAAUGUAGUUAAGGAAAAUACAACUUUUAUAUUGAAUUUUAUUAUACAAUACCCAGUUAACAUAAUUUGUUAAUAUUGUCUACAAUCCUAAAUUAUUGUACUUACAUUCCUGUUACCAAAUGUUAUUAUUUUCCAAUAAAAGCUUUACGA
Messenger RNA from Manduca sexta (tobacco hornworm), 5117 nucleotides. RefSeq lists its product as uncharacterized. Bases 651 to 1406 code for a protein of 251 amino acids. Gene Ontology annotation, biological process: cell adhesion; tissue regeneration. The record is from RefSeq and is a predicted model, not a curated record. Gene Ontology annotation, cellular component: membrane. The transcript has 6 exons. Lineage: Eukaryota; Metazoa; Arthropoda; Insecta; Lepidoptera; Sphingidae.